AGUUAUGUUUCGGGGUUUAGGGUUUACAGUUGAUGAUUUAGGAUUUAAAGUUGAUGUUUUAAAUUUAGAUUAGUUAACCAUUUAUUUAUUUUUUUGUCAAAGUUAAUCAAAAUGUUAUAAACGUUUUUUAUCCUUCAUUAAAGGUGAGGAUAAAAAUGGUUAGUGUAAACAUGAAAAGCAGUACUUUGAAAAUAGUAUUUUUGGCAAUUUCUCAUAAGUAAUUUGUUAAAAAAAAUUAUAUCGUAAAAUAUGUAGAUUUACGUUGUGAGUUUGAUAUAAAAAUAUGAGUUACUAUUUAAAAAAAACUUAUUGGUAACUUUUGAUGUCUAAAUUGCAGUGUUUUAUUGUUAUAAUUUUUAAAACAACUGCAAAUAAUAAUAAGAUUAAUGAAAUUUAUUAUAAAUUUGAUAAAAAUAACAGAUUAUAGAAAUUAAAAAUAUUACCUUGAAAACUAACGAAAGAUAUUGAAUUAUAUAUAUAUAUUUAUAACAAAAGUUCCCAUAUAUAUAUAUAUAUAUAUCAAUAACAUUAGUUUUAUAACUUUUAUAAUUUUAAGAAAUAAAAACUAAAGUUUUAAGAAAAUUUAUGUUUGAAUAAUUAAAAUGGAAAUUAAAAUUUUUUGUAAAAACAAUUGACUAACAAAUAAAAAGAUAUAUCAAAUUAUUAAUGAUGUUUUAUUAACAAAUGAAAAGGUAAACGUAAACAAUUAUAACAUGUACCAAAAAUUAUUUAAUUUGUUUAAUAAAAGUGAACAUGGGAUGACUAAUAGAAAACCAAAAAGUACUAACUCAUAAAAUUUCUUGGUAAAUCUAGCAUUAAAGUUACAAUAAAAGUUAUGAUUUGAUGUAACUUGUCGUUAAACAUAUGUGAAACAAAUUAUAAAUUUACUUAAUAAGUUAGUUAUUGUUUACAAGCAUAUGAUUGAGAAAAAAUGAUAUAUAGAUUGUAGUAUAUAAUAUUUUUAAACAGAUACAAAUAAUAAUAAUGUGAUGACAUUUAUUAUAUAACUUAAGUAAAAAUAUAUCAGAAAUGUAAAUAUUACUUACAAAUUUAACAAAAUUAUAUUGAAAUAUAUGUAGAAAACUUUCUUAGAAUACCAUAAGUUUGCUAGCAUUUUCAAAAAUACACUUAAUCAAAACUACUCUAAUAUAUAGGGUUAAGGUUUAGUGAUUAUUGUUAGGGUUUAAUUAUAUGUAUGUAUAUAAUUAUAAAAGUUCCCAUAUUUAUAAAUAAUAUUAGGUAUAUAACUUUUUUAAUUAAAAACAACAUUAAAGCCAUUCAGCUCGACCAUGCUUUUGGUUCCUGAAUCAUUGAGGUUAUAUAUUUACAAUCUGUUUCAAAGUACUGGCAAUCUCCGUGGUGAAGCAUGUUCUCCGUAAACCAAAUAAGCGCUCGUUGUUUAGAUUGUAUUUUCUUUGUUUCUAAACUAUAGGAAUUAUUCAUUCCUAGAGCCAUUCAGCUACACUCAACCAUAGGGAUGAUUGGUAAGUGCUGUAGUUUUAUAUUUUUUAUUGUAGAAUUUAAUCUGUAAAUUUAUUUGCUGUAGCUUUCCUUGUUGUAGAUUUCUAAAGCACUAAUUUUUUACUCUGGAAACAAAGCUCUCUACAGCAAUAUUUUGAUUUUGCAGAAUUUUUUUUUCUGUGAGUUUUUCAAAGAAAACAAAGCUCGAUUGGUUGACAUAUAUAGCUGUAGACUAAAUUUUAGCUGUCCAGAAUAUCUACCGUCCCAACCAAUCAUCCCCAUAUUAACUGUACUGCGAUUUUUGAUUCCAAGAUCCAUUUAAUGUGCAAAUAUUCUGUAAACUUAAGGCUUGGAUAUUUUUUUUGUCAGACCGUACUGUUUGUGCCUCUUCUGAAACCCUCAAAUUCACAUCAAAGUCAAACCAUUCAUCAUAUUCAUUUUGAGCAUGUAUAAUCAGCUCUUGUGGAUGCACGGGUGAUAUCUGUUGAAUAACUUGUUAUUCCGGAUUUUUCAUAGAAAUCAAAUUAUCCAUAGACAAAGGUCUCUAUCAAAUUAAGGGCCUUUAAUAUAUUUUGAACUAUGUUAAAGAGAAAAAAAUGAAUGUAGGAAGGAUAGCUAAUAGAAUGUCAAAAAAUACUAACUCAGACUUUCAUACAUGACUUAAUUUUGUUGAUGUUAUUAUAUCAUUCGAAUAAUUUUACACAAAAAAAAAGAAUAUAACUCAGAUGUAAAGCACUAUAACUCAGAUAGAAAUAUUAAAAGGUUAAAAUUAAUUUAUGAUUAGUAACAUUUUGAGUUAUAUUCAUUACUCAAACUAAAACAAAUAUAAUGAAUGUUACUUUUCAAAGAUAAUAUAGGAUAUUUUUUAAUUCUUCACUUUAUAGUAGCUUUUAAAAAAACUUUGAUAUAUAGAUUUGAUUGCUAAGAAAUUAAAAUGACAAUUAAUCAAAUAGUAAUUUAUAUUAUUAAAACUGAAGUAAUUUUUAGUAUUGUUUGGAAACAUGAAUAGCAGUAUAAAUGAAAAUUGUUUGGAAAUAUGGAUAUCAAUAUUUUUAGUACUUUCUUUUAUUUAUACAUUUAGCCAUUGCAAUUAUAAUAAAUUAAGUAAUUCCUUUUUGUAUUUCUUUUUAUUUAUAGAUUAUGCCAUUGUAUUUAAAAUCAAUUUAAAUUAAUUAAUUACAAUUCCAAAGUUUAUUCAACCAAAUCGAUAUUCAGACCAUUAUUAAUAUUGUACGAAUAUUGACUAAAUCACAUGUAUUAAAGAGAGAUAAAAUUUUUCUAUACUACAUCAAAUUGUAUCAAGUUGUAAUUUUUUAAUAUAAUAUUAUGUAAAAAAACAUUAUUAUCAAACAUCUAUAUUAUAAAAUAGUAUAUUAUACUCUAUAUAAAUUACAAAAUCUAUAUAUAUAAAAAAAUAUUUGUCUCCCUCCUGUUGCACCACCUCAGCAUCCAAGUCACAAAAUCGAGUCAUGAGAAGCCGACACGUGUCCCUUUUAUAAAUACUCUGCGUUUCAUUUAUAGAGUGGGCUGCUGCUUUCAGUUUUGUUAUAGAGUUGAGCUGAAACUGAAAACAUUGUCGAAGCCCAAUAUUGACAAUCUUGCAAUCAUCUAUUUUUAAGGUUCAUGAUAUUCUUCAAACUCUGAUUUGUUAAACCGACCAUGGAGUUUUGGAUAGGUUAUGAGAGACGAAUUUUACGGCCAAUCUUUGGUAAGAGCUGUCAUUUGUGUCGAUUUGUCUGCAUUCCUUCUCGACGGCAAAGGGAAACCGGACCGUUAAGGGAUGCAUUCAGUGUUGCCAUUGACAACCUUCUUAAUUACCCACCCCUCCAUGUUUCCUUAUUCAAUGAAUAUCUUUUUUCUUCCAGUCGGUGAAUCUUCUGCUAUAAAAGGUGAGCUUGAAACCCGUGAACAUCAUCAUUUCAUUCCACACAACCAUAAAAAAAAUUCUUUGAGCAGACUGUGAAAGAAGAAGCAAGAGAGGCGUACCUGAGUCUCACUGGAAGAGCCUAAGCUUGAUGGUCCAAGUUCGCCAGAAAAUAAAUUGGAAGCUCAGGUUUCGAACCUUGAUUUGGUUGGUCAGACUGUUGUUCUCAAAGAAGUCGACGAGAGUUACAGGUCGGGAUCGACAUCUAAGUCAAAUCUAGAAAGGAGAGCUUCGAUCGAUUAAGGAGGUAUGAGUGAGAUUCGCGAAUCUCUCUCAAGCUGACUCAACCGAAUAUGGAUGCGCUUUCCACGGAGAUAAAAUUGUCGGAAGAAUACAAAAAUUAGCGACAGGAGACGCAUCGGGAUCGACUGGAUUUUUGACCAUCCGGUAAGUCGGGCCUCUAUAGACAUGACAACAAGUCCUGACGGAGUCGCUGAUAUUGUCAUCGCAACAAAAUCAGAUAAUGAAUAAGAAGCUUAGCUUAAUUCAAUCUCAGAAGGAGAUUAAAGAUUGUUGGAGAUGAUUAGAUUUGGAGUUCUGCUGAGACAAAACAGUGGCAAUGGAUUUGGUGCUAGGAUGAGCUUGGAGGUUAACGAAGAUUAGGAAAAGAUUAGGUAUGAAGAAUAGAGGAAGACGAUUGCUCAAAAAAAAAAGAAUAGAGCAAGACAAAGGAGAUUUUGUUUGAUUCAUGGUGUCGAAAGAGAAAAAAAAUUAGGUUAGAGUUGGUCAGGUGACUGUUAGUGGGCCUUAGCUCUAGCUUUGUUACAGCAGCCCACUCCAAAGCCCACUUCUAAAUACCUGCACAAAGACAAGUUUGUUAAUUUUGUACGUGAAAAUAGAAAAAUAGGAUGCAAGUCAUACGAGUUUACGAACUUUAAAAGAUAUAUGUUUCUCUUUAAAAGAUAUUUAAAACAUAUACGUCGUAUUUUCAUAAAGCACAUAUAUGUUUCUCUUUAAAAGAUAUUUAAAACGGGUUCACAUUUCAUCAAAUCAAAGUCUACAAAAAUUUUAAAUAAGUGAAUAUGUCAGUUUUCUUUUAAAUCAUUAAAAUCAAACCAACAAAAUAUUAUUAAAAAUCACAACAGAUAGUUGGAAAACAUAUAAACCAAAUAUAACAAAAAAAAACAUAAGAACAAAAAAAAGAAAACAGUUUGUAUUAAUAUAAACAAAAAGAUUUAUUCUAAAUGUGUUAAAAAAAACUCAUGAAUUCCAAAACAAAAUUAACCAUAGAUUCUAUACUGAUAUAAUCAUAAAUGUUUUAUAUAUUUGCAUGGCUAGAAGUAUAGAUGUAAUACAAAAAAAUGAUAAAAUAAAUAAAAGUAUAAAUAAAUUAAGAUAACCUAAAACAAAACUAAUCAAUAGAUAUAUAUGCAACACCAAAAUAAGUUUAAUUAUAAAAUUUAGUUAAUAGCAACAAGAUUGGAUUGAGUUCCUGACAUUAAACAAUUUUAACACAUAAAAUAAAAAAUAUAACAACAAUUAUAAAAACAAAAAUAAUAAGAAAAUUAUUCCCGCGCGUAGCUCCAUUAAAAAUAUAUUUUUGAAAUUUUGAAAUUUUGAAAAUUCUUUUGGAGAUGUUCUUAACACGAAACAAUUGGUUUUGAUUCGUACUCCAUUAUAUGUUCAUCUUGUAAAUAAUAAUAACAUAACUAUUAUAUAUAACUUUUAUAUAAAAGAUAAACAAAUCAUCUUUUAAAAAAUGUAUUCAUCUUUCAUAUUUUUUUUUCAAUUUCAAUAUUUUGAUGUUUUCGUUGAAUUACAGAUAAAAGAUAAUAUACUAUCAUCAAAUUAAACACACAUUAUAUAUCAAAUAAUUUAAUAAAGUAGGUAAAAUUUAACUAAUAUAUAGUAUCAUAAAGUUAUUUUUUUUUUGAACAACAUAAUCAACUAUUGUAACAUAAACAAAAUAUAUAUUAUCACAUAUAAUCCCUCCUCACCUAAAACUUUAUAAAAGACAAAACACGUUAUCAUACACUAUCAUACACAUCUCUUGCAAAUGAAAACUUAAAACAUAAACCACAAAAUCAUACAAAAUAAUAACCUAGAUCAAAAGUAAAAUAUAUCCCGCCCGUAGGGCGGACCGAUCCUAGUAUAAAAAAUAUACAUGAGAUUUUUUUAUAAAACUUGCAGUUUAUGAAUUUGCUUUAAACACAAGUUAAAUCAAAAGCCUAUGCGAAGGCUUGGGUCAAGUUUUAGUUUUAAAUUAAAACGGACAAACACUAAAUGAUAAAAAUUCACUAAUUUAUUGUAUUAUAUCUGAGAAAAGAGCCUGGCUGAAGAUGAUUUUUGUGUAUUUGGUUCAGCCCCUUACUCCUAUCAUGGCGAUGCUGUCUCCCUCUUUGAAGUAUUUGCUUCUGUCGGAUAUCCCAACCUUGGUGGAGUUUCCUUCUUCAUUUCAGAAUCUCCAUCAACUAUAUGAAUUGAGAAUUAAGAACUGCGAAAAUCUGGAGACUCUUCCCACCGGGAUGAACAUCCCAUCACUUGGAGUGUUUGAUCUCAGUGGAUGCUCAAGGUUGAGGACUUUUCCUGAUAUCUCGACCAACAUCUUAUGGCUCUUUCUAGACGAAACAGCCAUUGAAGAGGUUCCUUGUUGGAUUGAGAAAUUCUCUGAGCUUGAGAUGAUAAAGAUGAAUGGAUGCAACAAGUUAGAAUAUGUAAACCUAAACUUUUCUAAACAUGACUAUCUUCAUCAAGUUGAAUUUUCAGACUGCAAGGCACUGACUGGAGCUAGCUGGAAUGAUCGUCCAACAAGCUGGAAUUAUAGUCCAACAAGCUGGAAGGAUACGCGAACACCCCUUUUUGAUUUCACCAACUGCUUAAACUUGGAUCUAGAAGUUAUGCUUCAACUGAAAACAUAUUCAAAUUGUCGAGUGAAGUUUUCAGGUGAAGAGGUGCCUUCAUAUUUCACUCACUGUACUACUGGAACCUCCUCCUCUCUCACCAUUCCUCUACUUCACAGCUCUCUCACGCAAUCAUUCCUCAGAUUCAGGGCUUGCAUUGUGUUUGAUUCCGACAGUUUUCAAAGUCCGAAUUUCGGAAAUAUGCUUAGAUUCAAAGGCAGUUUUCGGAACUGCUCUGAUUCCUAUGAUCGGGCACAAGACUUCUGCGCAGACACCAAGGAUUAUCAGAUUCCUGUGGACUACUUUUCUCAUGAGAAGGAUUUUGGUCUUUAUAUAUUGGACUGCCAGAUGUCUCAAAUCCCUCUGGAAAUGAACUUCGAUCACGUGGAUAUUGAGAUUCAUGUCAAAUAUCUUUUGGGUAUUCCUAUUGACAUAAAAGAAUGGGGUAUAAGAAUCACAGAGGAGGACUGUUCAUCGGCGGACAACCGACUUGGUAAUCCAAACACUUUAGCACAUGUUUUUGAAGGCAAUAUGACUAAUGAAGCUCGAGAAAGUCAAGAAUCUGAAGGCGAAGAUGAAGUAACAGAACCAAGCAGUAAACGAAUGCGGAUUUCGUGAAAUAAAAACUUAGAAUAGGGAGACAAGAAAACGAAUACGGUAAGCUUCUUGCUAUGAACUUCUAUUUUCUCUCUCAACUCUUUUCCAAUGUAAGCUUAUGUUACAUAACAUUCAUGAUUCAUCACUGGAUUGUUUCUGAAUAUGCCCCUGUUGUAUCGGGUGGCCACAAUUAAACUCUGCGACACAGUUUGCUUCAGUUCGAUAAGCUUAGUGUUACUUUAACCCUGUUGACAUUUCAGAUUCUCAAACAAUCUGCUGGUUUGGUUUAUUACUUGUGUUCAGGAAAGCUGGAGGAAGCCAAAUGGUAUUUGAUUACCGAGUAAUUAAAUUUCUACUCUCAACUUUCUCCUCUAUUUCUCUCGUUGUGCCUUUCCUUGUUGGCAGCAGCUUUUGAAGACUUUGAGUCAGAUUCAGAGUAAUAACCACAUAAAAUCCCAUAAGAACCUUGAACUCUUUAUUAUAAAUCUGUACUUAACAAGUAAGUGUAACCACAUAAACACUUGCACAUUUCUGUGUGUUCGUAAAAUAAGUAUGUUAAAAAGAUCUCUAUGAAUAUAACUUUUCUUUAAACUUGCAAGUAAAACAUAACUGUUGCAGCCUUACAGAUGAGUUAUAUCAUGUAUGACACAAAACCAACACAAAAACGACAAUUAUCAAAGGUAAGGAAGAAGAAAAAGGUUCACAUUAUGGCUGAAAGAAGAAACCCAACCUAAAACCGCGUUGGUUUCUUCUUCUUGAGAAGCUCUAAGGAGUUCGGCUUUAUUGUUAGCGUUUAGUUCCUGCAAAUCCCUUACCAAUACUCUCUUUUGAGCCUUUUGCAUUUGCUUUCGCUUUCAACCGCUGGCCGCUUCAGGCUUCUCUGCUUCACAGCACUAUUAUUACUACCACCUUUGUUUCCUUAUCUGGUCUCAUCUUUGUUUGUGCAGGGCUUUUCUGAUAUGUCUUCUUCUUGUCAUCACCGGAUUUUGAAGCUCUUACCAGGGCUGUACCGGAGUACAAGCCAAUCAAACAUAUGCUUGGGACCUUGAAAAAUUAUAUAACUAUUAGGGGCCAAUUCUGAACAGAAAUAAUUAAGUAGUUAUGUUGGUAGUGUACCUAUUAGCAGUAGACAAAGUUCGCGGUUCAAUUCUCUGUCUCUAAGCUUCAAAUAUCCUUUCUUGAGUACGAGAUUUGCAGCUUCCUAUAUUAAGUUGAAAGGACUAGUCGGAUCUUAUAAGUUACUCCUACACCUUAAAAAAAAUCAAAGCAUUUAUUCUCCGUGUUUCAAACAAGACGUAGGCUAUUCCUUUUCCAAUGUUCAAACGGGGAUCUCUAAUAACACGAACAGCUUCCACAUUGUUCUCCAGGUUACUCUUACCAGUAAACAAUUGAUUCACCUCCUCACCCUGCAUUAGAGAAAAACAAACACAAAAAAACUGAGAAUAUUCGCGGUUGAAGAAGAGAGUUCUGAGAUUACUACUAGUACUAACCUUCACAUCGAAAGGGAGAUUCCCCAUAAAGACUGUCCUCAUAGAAUCAUACAAAUGGUCUAUCCACAUAACACGGAUAUGAUUCCCAGCAAUCUGAAUACACAUAACACCUUUAGAGACUCAACCACAGAGAAAAAAAGGGAGAAAACUGUUAUAUUACCAGAGACAUGUUAUGUGCCAGAGACGCUUCAGCAGGUUCCUCUGUUUCGAAUACAACAUAAGCAUUA
Messenger RNA from Brassica napus (rape), 8539 nucleotides. Its product is annotated as protein VARIATION IN COMPOUND TRIGGERED ROOT growth response. The transcript has 2 exons. NCBI's taxonomy places the organism in Eukaryota, Viridiplantae, Streptophyta, Magnoliopsida, Brassicales, Brassicaceae. The record is from RefSeq and is a predicted model, not a curated record. Bases 5665 to 6843 code for a protein of 392 amino acids.